Amblyraja radiata (thorny skate) is the source of this 2794-nucleotide messenger RNA. RefSeq names its product SPT20 homolog, SAGA complex component (gene supt20h). The record is from RefSeq and is a predicted model, not a curated record. The transcript has 25 exons. NCBI's taxonomy places the organism in Eukaryota, Metazoa, Chordata, Chondrichthyes, Rajiformes, Rajidae. Gene Ontology annotation, molecular function: transcription coregulator activity. Bases 160 to 2703 code for a protein of 847 amino acids. Gene Ontology annotation, biological process: regulation of transcription by RNA polymerase II. Gene Ontology annotation, cellular component: SAGA complex.
GUGCCGAGGUCCCGCCCCCAUGCGGAAGUCAGGCAGGGCAGGCGGAAGAUGGCGGCCGGAUCGGCGGACGGGCGGAAUUCUAGAUCUUUAGGAGAACUAUGACUUUCUCCCUACAUUCGUGACUUCUCUUCUGAUACCCUGGACCUAAUUUAUUUCCAAAUGUAUCAUGCUUUGGAAUAUGCUCUGGACCGUGCCGAGUAUAUCAUUGGAUGUGCCAGGCAGAGACCUCCAAAAAGAAGGCAUUCCUCCAGUGGACGGAAAUCCGUGCAUCAGAAGCUGUAUGAUUUGUACAUGGAAGAAUGUGAAAAAGAACCAGAACUGAAGAAACUAAGGCGAAAUGUUAACCUGCUGGAGAAACUGGUGAUGCAGGAGAGAGUGUCGUGUCUCGUGGUAAACUUAUAUCCAGGAAAUGACGGUUAUUCACUGAUGCUCCGGGGGAAAAAUGGCUCAGACUCGGAAACAAUCCGCUUGCCUUACGAGGAAGGAGAGCUACUGGAAUACUUAGAUGCAGAAGAGCUUCCACCAAUUCUCGUGGAUCUUUUGGAAAAAUCUCAGGUGAAUAUUUUUCACUGUGGAUGCGUCAUAGCUGAAAUACGGGAUUACCGGCAGUCUGGUCAUUUGAAAGCACUUACGUACCAAAGCAGGCACAUUCUACUCCGGCCCACAAUGCAGAGUUUAAUUUGUGAUGUUCACGCAAUAACAAGUGACAACCACAAAUGGACGCAGGAUGACAAGCUUGUCCUUGAAAGUCAGUUGGUGCUCCACACGGCAGAGCCACUUUGUCUCGACCCUUCCUUCACUGUCACCUGCACAACCAAUAAACUUCUUUACAACAAACAAAAGAUGAACACUAGACCUAUGAGAAGGAAUAUGAAGAGGUAUUCUCGGCCGGCAUUGAACAAACAGCAGGAGAUAGCCCAGUACACACCGUCACCUCAUCUUAAGUUGUUUGAUUAUUUACAAAAGAGAAAGGAAAGAAAGCCGGUGUUACCUGUUGACCUUAAAAUUUCAAGAGCUGGAAAUUGUGUCGACAUGUGGAGGCAGAAUCCUUGCCAGCUUACAGUGCCAUCUGAAAUUGAUGUGGAAAAGUAUGUCAAGGUGGAAAAAAUUAAUCGAUCUGAUGAGUUACAAACCUGGCCACCCCAUGAAACAAACGAUGAAUAUAUCUUUGAGUGGGAAGGGACAGAUCAAUUUCAUGCAUCCAAACUAACCAUUUAUCAGUCACCAGAUGACCCCCUAUUUUAUGGUAAGAUACAAAUGAUGAAGGACCCCAAACCAGAGGAAGAGAACAGACAUUUGGUUACUCACAUCCCGUUCCCUGUAGGUACAAAAGCAGAGGCUGACAGGUUUGUAAAGCAGUAUCUUGAGGUCUUGCAGCAGGAUACCAAGUGUCCAGUGAAGAUUUCUCACAAUGCAGCAGGCUUGGUCAGUCAGGGUCACCUGUCCCCUGGGAAGGAAAUCGAGCAAUCUGAAGAAAUUUCUGGAUCUGUCCAGUCUUCGGUCCUGGGAAAGGGCGUAAAGCACAGACCACCACCUAUUAAACUACCCGGUGGAUCCAGUGCCAGCUCUUCAGGAAAUGUUUUUGGUCCUUUGCAACCAAGUGGCCAUCUGAAGUCCACAACUCCCCCUCCACCCACGACCAAAAGUUUCAAUCCGUCCCGGAAGCACUCAGUGGAUCAAGUGAACAUGCUCUCGUCACCGGCCAUGUCCCCUGUGGGUUCAUCACAAAGAUCUGGAACACCCAAGUCAUCCACCCCUACACCAACCAACACCCCUUCAUCAACUCCACACCCUUGCGAUGUACAAACCCCAACAUCUGCAGCUACCCCCACAGCCACCCCUUCUAUACAAGAAUCAGGCCUCAACCCGCAGACCCUUCUAACCCCUUUUGCCCAACAGCAGUUGGCUCUCGGUCAAGCCCUGCCAGUAGUGAGCAUGCCUCUGUCUACCAUGGUCACCUCCAUUACCACAGGGAGCUCGAACAGCCAGGGAAUGGCGAAUGCAGCCGGCCUCAACUUCAUCAAUGUAGUCGGCUCUGUUUGUGGAGCACAGACAUUAAUGAGUGGUUCAAAUCCCAUGCUGGGGAGCAGUCCUGGUGCCAAAGCCCCCACUGCUCUAAAUCUGAGCAGUAUUAUACCUCCAGUAGCACUGGUGCCAAGCUCCCUCCCAGCCGCCAUGCAGUCCGCAGCCCAAGUUGGUGGUCCAAAAAAUGCUCCUGGUUUCAGACCUCUGAACUUGCUUCAGCUGUCAAGUGGUCCACCAGUGAUCUUCAAUCCUCUCCAACAGGAACAGCUGCCCCAGUUUGCUCAGCUCCCAUCGUCCCAGCAGUCUGCAGCCUCCAGCACUCCACAGCAGGGAGAACAGAAUUCUGACCAGACUCCAGCUAGUCAAGAACAGGCUUUGACAGCACAGCAGACUGCAGUCAUCAACCUGGCUGCAGGCUUUGCACCUUCCCAGAGCACAGUGUUGUCUCAAGUUGGCUCUGCUGCAUGCAGACCCAGACAAAGCCACCCUCAUCCGGCCCUCGAGCUUGCAUCCGCCUUACACCAGCAACAGGUCUUGCAGCAGCAACAGAUACAACAGUUCCGAUACUUACAGCAUCAAAUGGCUAUGGCAGUUCAAAUGCAACAGCAGCAGCAACAUACAAGCAGCCAGUCAAAAAAUAAACGGAAAAGAGGAACACCGACUCCACCUAAAUCAUGACCCAUCUCAUGGUUCUACCUGUGAGCUGCUCCUUGAACUUACCGUUCAUGGUGGUGAAUGUUCUUUUUAAAUAUUUAAAAAACAAAACAUA